Messenger RNA from Perca fluviatilis (European perch), 5125 nucleotides. RefSeq names its product adaptor related protein complex 4 subunit epsilon 1 (gene ap4e1). Gene Ontology annotation, biological process: intracellular protein transport; receptor-mediated endocytosis. Gene Ontology annotation, molecular function: cargo adaptor activity. The record is from RefSeq and is a predicted model, not a curated record. The transcript is spliced from 21 exons. The coding region runs from base 210 to 3629 and encodes 1139 amino acids. NCBI's taxonomy places the organism in Eukaryota, Metazoa, Chordata, Actinopteri, Perciformes, Percidae. Gene Ontology annotation, cellular component: membrane coat; AP-4 adaptor complex.
CAAGCCUGGUCAGUCUGCUGAAUCAAAACAAUGGCCGACUGACAAGCUAGUAUUUUACCUAUUGUGAUCUUUUUUAAUUAACUAACAACAUUUAACAAUUAACACUCUCUGGCUCCGUUUAAGAAACUCUUACUGGGAUGGAUAGAUGAUUUAAUAAGUGUAUUUUGAAAGAAAAAAACAGCUACCAAGUUCCGCUGUUCGCUGGCAAAAUGAGCGAUGUUGUGGAGAAGACCCUGACAGCUCUGCCGAGCCUCCUGUCUUUAGACUCUCAGCCUGGAUCUACAAAACUGUCCUCCACCUCAAAACUAGGAACCCUCAUCAGAGGAAUCACUGAGUUAACGUCCAAACAUGAGGAGGAAAAACUUAUUCAACGUGAACUAACAUCUAUCAAAGAACAGGUGUCCUCCCCCAACACCUCCAUGAGGCAGAUGAAGGAGCUCAUGGUGAGAGCAAUCUACUGUGAAAUGCUCGGUUAUGAGGCUGCGUUCAGCUAUAUUCAUGCCAUCAAACUGGCUCAACAAGGCACUGCUCUGGAAAAAAGAGUUGGUUACCUUGCUGUGUCUUUGUUUCUUAACGAAAGUCACGAGCUGCUUCUUCUCCUUGUGAACACUGUUUUAAAGGAUCUUCAGAGCACAAACCUUAUUGAAGUCUGCAUGGCUCUAACUGUUGUCAGCCAGAUAUUCCCCAAAGAUAUGAUUCCUGCGAUCCUUCCUCUGGUCGAAGAGAAACUUAAUCACCCAAAAGAAAUCAUUCGCCGAAAAGCAGUCUUGGCACUGUAUAAAUUCUACCUAAUAGCACCGAAUCAAGUUCAACACAUCCACAACAAGUUUCGUAAAGCUCUGUGUGACAAGGAUCCUGGUGUCAUGACAGCUUCACUACACAUCUACUUACAGAUGAUCCAGGAGAAUCCAGAAGGUUAUAAGGACCUGACAGCAAGUUUUGUCACCAUAAUGAAGCAAGUGGUGGGAGGAAAACUGCCCAUGGAUUUUAACUAUCAUAGUGUCCCUGCUCCAUGGCUGCAAAUUCAGCUUCUCAGAAUAUUGUCCUUACUUGGGAAAAAUGACCAGAGUACAAGUGAGAUCAUGUAUGAGGUCCUCGACGAGUCUUUACGAAGAGCAGAGAUGAAUCAUAACAUCACCUACGCAAUAUUAUACGAGUGUGUAAAAUGUAUUUACACAAUUCAUCCCAAAUCUGAACUUUUGGAAAAAGCUGCAAAGUGCAUUGGCAAUUUUGUUCUGUCACCAAAGAUUAAUCUCAAAUAUCUCGGCUUGAAGGCCCUCACCUAUGUGGUCCAGCAGGACCCUAAACUGGCCCUGCAGCAUCAGAUGACCAUCAUAGAGUGUCUCGAUCAUCCCGACCUCAUCAUCAAGCGUGAGACACUGGAGUUGCUCUUUCGGAUCACCAACGCCCAGAAUGUCACAGUCAUCGUUGAGAAGAUGCUGGAGUUUCUGCGAAUUAAUAAAGAUGACUACACUACCAUUGACCUGGUGGGGAAGGUGGCAGAACUGGCAGAGAAAUAUGCACCAGACAAUGAAUGGUUCAUUGAGACCAUGAACACAGUGUUUUCACUGGGUGGAGACAUGAUGCAGCCAGACAUCCCAAACAGUUUCCUUAAACUGCUGUCUGAGGGAUUUGACAGCGUGGAGGAAGACAGGAAGUUGAGGCUGUUUGCUGUGGAUUCAUAUGUUUCUCUGCUGCAAGGAGAGCCUGGCAAACUGCCACAGCGCUUCCUCCAAGUCAUCAGCUGGGUCCUCGGUGAAUACUCCUAUUUGAGGAAGGAACUUGAAGCGGCCACAGUCCUGAAGCUGCUGGCCAAACUGCUGGACAUGAAGAACACCAGCAGUGAAACCAAGAGCUGGGUCCUCAUGGCAAUGACCAAGCUCUGUGAGGGCAGGACAGGUCUUUCUGUGGCCCAGGAGGUUUCUGAAACAUAUAGCAGCUCCCUGGACACAGUACUGAGACAGAGGGCUCAGGAGCUGCAGCACCUUAGCCAAGACUGGGAACUACAAGCCAGGGUGCUACCUCGAGACACCGGCCAUGAACCUCUGGAGGUAGAUUCCUCUCUAUCAUUUCUGGAUGGAUUCGUGUCGGAGGCGCUGGCUGCUGGCGCUGCUCCAUACAAGCCUCAACAUCAACGGCAGGAGGAACUAGCUCAGGCAAAAGCGUUGAGCCUGGAUCCAUACGGCCUGUCCCUGCCCAUCAGCAUGUCCUCCUGCAGCAUCGCAGACAGACAGUCUCCUACACUGUUAUCCAUAAGCUCUGGUCUGUCAGGCGAUAGCACCGAACUCUCACACAAAGGAGGCUCUACAAGUCUGAAGCUGGAUGGUGUAAAGAGGGUGUGGGGCAGGGAGGGCUACCUGGCACAGAGGGAACCUGUGGAGGAGUGUGCCCAUGUUGAGGUUCCCAGUCCCCUCCGUUCACCCAACCACCAUGGAGAGGCUGACGGUUCACCCAGUCAGACUCCCACUCCCACUCCGACACCGACCCCCGAGCCCGAACUGGAGAAACGGCAGCUGGCCUCUUCACUGUUUGUCGGCCUGAGCUCCCAAAGCUCUCUGUGUCUGAUGGGGAAAUCUGAGCCGACACCCCAGCGAUUUAGAAGAAAAGCAAAAGGUCCGGUCUCGUCCUCGGUUGCCAGCGAGCAAAUAUCCAACUCCCUCGUCUCUACUCCGAGCACAGUGGAUAACUUGCUGUGUAACAACCUCCUGGACACCAACAUCACCUCAGAGCUGGAUGUUUCUUCACUCCAACAGACAUCCCAACUCACUCAUGGCCUCACUGCUGCAAAUGGCCACUGUGAUGUAGAGUUAACUGACAGUGACAUAAAGGGAAGUAGCCCCUCUCUCAUUGGGGAUAACGGGCUGGUAGCUGCUGAUCCGGGUUUACAUGAGGACCCAGAUGGACCUAAAGACUUGUGUCUCAGUUCUCAUCUUCCUGCAGAGCUCUCUGGACUCUCUCACUCCGAAAUCACUCCUCUGUGCUCCAAACAAAGCCUGGAUCUCUCGGCCUGUCAUGUGCAUAAAGAUGAUUUCUUAGUACUAGUUGUUUUCAUUUACAACUCCUCUGACUCUGACAUUCAACAGAUAAUAUUAGAGCUUGACUCAGAUGAACUUGAGGUAUCCUGUGUGUGUGACAGUCGAGUGCAGGAGGCGAGAAGCCACAGUGUAGCAGUGUGUCAGUAUUUCCUGACCGUGAAGAGACCUUCAGUCCAUGUUGAAGUGGUUGGGAUCGUAUCUUACCAGUUUCCUGUUGGGACGCCUCAGUCGGUGCAGUUCUCAUACAAACUGCCUCUAACCAGCUUCAUCAGACCUUUGACUCUGACCACGGAGGAAUACGGGACAAUGUGGCUGGACUUUUCUCACGAUACAAAGCAGAACCUGACACUGAUAAGUGACGGCCAAGAACCUCUCGCAGCCACUCUGAAUAUGCUGGAGAAGAAACUUCAACUUCAUGUUGUGGAAGUCAUAGGUAUGGAAGGUAUUGUAGCCUGCCGGCUCCUCCCGGAUCAGCCGUGUCUGAUGCACUGUCGUCUGCAUGCAGGAACUCUGGCCGUGUGGCUGCGCUCUCCAGUCCCCGACCUGCCCGACUGCCUGAUGUACCACUGUCAGAGAGCUUUACAGGAGCACUGAGACCCCAUUGACACCACUAAGCAACAUGAGCACCGGACCCUCAACCACUGAAGAGGAAGGUACACAGAGCAGUAGUGCAGAACAUCUGGUGUUGUGCAUUCUCAUUUUUAUAUUACAGUGUUUACCAUUUGUUUAUCUCUUCCACUAUAAGUGACAACGACUUUAUUUUUUUUUGUCCAUGUAUCCUUUCUUUUUAACAGUUAAGUUGGUGGAAUAUUUUACAGGAUUGUUUAAAGUCAUGGCUGGUAAUAACCUCAGGGCCAAAAGACGGUGUUUUUAACCUUCUGUGGGUGUUUGAUGUUUCAGAAUAACAAUAAUGUCUUAAAAUGAUGACAGGACUUCAUGAUGACUUUAAAACUGUAAUGCUUGAAACAGCAUUACAGUUAGUGAGUGAAAUGAAUAUUGAAUAUGAUAUUCUCAGUAUGAAGGGAAAAUCAUGAAUUGACUUACUUGGUUACUUCUUGCACCCCUUGUCUGCAUGCUGAAUAUCAAUAGAGGUCAUGUCCUGCUUUCUAAUUUCAGCUACACUUUCUAGGCUACAAGAAUCAUGACAGUGAAGCCCAUUUGUAUUUUAAUCAGACAAAUACAUAUAUUAAUUUUGUUCUUUUCAAGUUUAUCAAUACUAAUUGAAGCAAUGCUGAGUGAAAUGGAAAUAAUAACUCAAAUCCUUGCAUUGGAUUGGUUGAUGUUAUUUAUUAGGUGUCUUUGGGAGAAGCACAGGGAAGAUAUUGAUAUCUUUUAGGAGUACCAAACCGAACAAACCAUUUCAGGAGAAUUUAAACUACUCCCAGAGAGCUGCUUUUUAAGAAGAACCUGCUCGUCUUUACUGCUGAAGUUUCAACACAGAGAAAAGAUCUCUACAUGUUUGUCUUUAGGAUUACAUUAUGCUGACACUAACCUCCAGCUGCAGAAGUUACACAUAUUUCUUACAUCUAUGAUGAGAGUAUUUUGUCUCAAAUAUAUCAAUGACAGGAAGAUGUCCUUAUUGUCCAUUUGUCAUUAUAAUGAGGAGCAUUUCAGUUUCCCCUGGUGUUUCACAGGCGCUGCCUUCUAUGCACUCAUGUUUCUGUCGGUGAGAGGUGGGUUUUUUGAUUAUUAUAUUUUUGUAUCAAUGCAGUAUUAAAAACAUAUUUAUUGGAUUUAUAUUCUUACAGAAAAUAUUUUAUAUUAAUUUCUCUGAAAGAAAGAAAAUCAUCGUGCUCCAUGUACUGUUUGAUCGCACUGUGCCAGAUCUGACUUGUCUCAGCCUGUUUUAUUUAAUUCAACCUGAAGGGAAAGUUUACCUUUGUUCUUUGUUGCCUGUGUCCUGAUUAGAGCACAGCGUGAUGCUAACAAUGUGUCUAAAACUCAGUUUUAACCCAACGCCUUAUGUUCUAACGCCAAAGUGGCGUAUUUGAUUUGUGCCUGUGGUACAGAGAAAAUCAUUGUUUAUUAGAGUGCCUGUCAUUACAUUCUGCUAACUUAUGAAUAAAUCCAACACAUGUAAAUGAACUUGA